AUGCGGCAUCCGGAUGUGGUCCACUCUAUUGCCAUCAAUCCAUGUGUUUUGCUGAGGCUAGACCAUUACAAAGGCACAAAUGCCAAGGUGCUGGUUGUCUACGACUAUGCCACCAGCCCUGGGGCCUCAUGUAUAAACAGUGCUUUUAUUCAUGAUUACGUGUCUCACGAAAGUGAGUUAAACUCUGAAUUUGAUCCGAUUUCGGUACAGCUUCGGGACCCCAGGCAUGAAAAACUCUUAAACAAACUUGUUGACAUUUCAAAGAGGUUAGAUGGUGAUGAAGAACUUCAGCAAUUAAUUAACGACGUCCAACCAAGCAGGGAGACAUUCCUACAGGUUGCACAUCAGUUAUUUUGUAAUGGAAAUUUGAACUGGGGCCGCCUGAUAGCUUUAUUUUACUUUGCCUGUAAAUUGGCAAUGAAGGCUUUAAGGCAGAAAGCCGAAGAAAUUGUGACAUGUAUAAUAUCAUGGACAAUUAAUUAUAUCAGGGAGCAUCUGCUUAUUUGGAUCAUGGAUCAGGGUGGUUGGGAGGGAAUCCUCUCAUAUAAUCAAUCUUUGUGGCCUACAGUAGGUGUGUUCAUAGCGGGAGUCAUAACGGCAGUGGUGGCCAUGCGGCGACUGUCAUGA
This is a messenger RNA of Erpetoichthys calabaricus (reedfish), 627 nucleotides long. Its product is annotated as apoptosis regulator BAX-like. Gene Ontology annotation, biological process: intrinsic apoptotic signaling pathway in response to DNA damage; extrinsic apoptotic signaling pathway in absence of ligand; positive regulation of apoptotic process. NCBI's taxonomy places the organism in Eukaryota, Metazoa, Chordata, Cladistia, Polypteriformes, Polypteridae. The record is from RefSeq and is a predicted model, not a curated record. Gene Ontology annotation, cellular component: mitochondrial outer membrane. The coding region runs from base 1 to 627 and encodes 208 amino acids. The transcript has 6 exons. Gene Ontology annotation, molecular function: protein homodimerization activity; channel activity; protein heterodimerization activity.